AUGCCGCAACAUCGUCUUGCCACACGACGCCAUCAGAGGCUCUGCCCCACUGUCCGUCUCACCACCGUCCGUGGUGAUGUCACGAAGGUAGGUCGCUAUGGCGCUGCGCAGGCGGUUAGCGUAGAGGUUGAUACGAAAAGGGUCCCACGCAUUAUCAGACGCCUUGUUGCCGGUGCUGCUGCUACUACUAGUGCUGCCUCCGCCCAUACCUCUGCUCCCGCUGCUCAUGCGUCGCCCCCCAGCUCCAGAGGCAUCGCCACCGUUGGCGUAGUUGUUAUUGGCGUCAAAGGUAAUGCGUGGCUCCUCGCCUGUCUCCCCGUCGCAGGAGCGCACAUUGAGGUACUUCUCCCUCCAGUCACGCAAGUCAAGACUGCGUUCCAGCGGGACACCGAAGAACAGCAUUGGAAUGACUACCUCGACAAGGAAGAGGCGCACACCAGCGUCAGUGGAGGCGCCGAUGCGCACUAA
Messenger RNA from Trypanosoma grayi, 468 nucleotides. RefSeq lists its product as hypothetical. The coding region runs from base 1 to 468 and encodes 155 amino acids. NCBI's taxonomy places the organism in Eukaryota, Euglenozoa, Kinetoplastea, Trypanosomatida, Trypanosomatidae. The record is from RefSeq and is a predicted model, not a curated record. The transcript has a single exon.